This is a messenger RNA of Meloidogyne enterolobii, 565 nucleotides long. The record is from the annotation of a GenBank genome assembly. Lineage: Eukaryota; Metazoa; Nematoda; Chromadorea; Rhabditida; Meloidogynidae.
AUGAGUGGAGCUGCUGCCACCCUGAAGCGUUUACUAAACCAACUAGAAAAUAUAAAAAACGAAAUUGAAACCAAAAUUCUUCCAGCUGUUGAACGUUUGGAGGAAAUUGAUAGAAGAUUUACUAAACUUUCAAAGUGGCAUAAUAAAAGGCAGAAGGAUGAGCUUGAAUUGAGGGGGUACACUUUUUUGAGUAGGAAGCAGUCUAAAAUGAUGAUUAAUGGAAAAGCAUUAAAUGAAGCAGGUAGUAUCUCCCCACAUCAUCCAGUAUCUCCCCACAUUCAUUAUCUCUCCCCACAUUCAUAAUCAAUCACAUUAAGUUUCACAUUUGGGACAAAAAAUGGUAUCUUAUAAAGAGCAUAGAUUAGGUGUGAGUAUCGCUCCAAUCAUCCAGUAUCUCCCCACAUUCAUUAUCUCUCACUGUCAUACAAAAUCUUCCUCUCAUCUCCACUGUAUCUCUUUCCUCAUCCAUUAUCUCUCCCCCUUAACCAGUCAACCAGUAUCUCAAUACCUCACUCAAUAUCUCUCUCUCUCUCUCUCAUCUAAUAUCUUCCCCCGAAUCCUACUA